GCGUAAAGCGAAUAGUGUGGAAGCGUCGAGGUCUCUUGCUUGUUUCCCAAGAAGAAGAAGGAGAAGAGCGGCGUCUGAUCUCGGCCAUGGCGGCGAUUAGGCGUCUGAUCCCGUCCUUCAACCGGGUGCUGGUGGAGAAGGUGGUGCAGCCCAAGAAGAGCGCCGGCGGCAUCCUCCUCCCCGAGACCUCCAAGCAGCUGAACUCUGGUAAGGUGGUGGCUGUUGGCCCUGGCAACCGUGACAAGGAAGGGAAGCUGAUCCCUGUUGCUCUCCAGGAAGGCGACCAUGUGCUCCUGCCUGAGUAUGGUGGUCUUGAAGUCAAGCUUGCUCCUGAGAAAGAGUACCUCCUCUACAGAGAGGACGACAUUCUGGGCACCCUGCACGAGUGAAUUCGGACAGUCAGGAAUUCAUCAGCUGCUUUAAUGCAGGAGGAGAGGAUGUUUAGAGUUUCCAUGUUAUCGGAUAAACCUUGAAAUAGAACUCUUUUAUGGUGUGAUGAUAGAAUUUUGCCUCGAACAUCAUGAACUUGAUAUGAUUGCUGCACGCUUUCAGUCGUGAUGCGAUUCAGUAAACUUGUGGAGCUGAAGUGCUGCCCUUAAUUUUCGUCAAA
Messenger RNA from Hordeum vulgare subsp. vulgare (domesticated barley), 610 nucleotides. Its product is annotated as 10 kDa chaperonin, mitochondrial-like. The record is from RefSeq and is a predicted model, not a curated record. Bases 87 to 389 code for a protein of 100 amino acids. Gene Ontology annotation, molecular function: ATP binding; protein-folding chaperone binding; protein folding chaperone. Gene Ontology annotation, cellular component: mitochondrial matrix. Lineage: Eukaryota; Viridiplantae; Streptophyta; Magnoliopsida; Poales; Poaceae. The transcript is spliced from 3 exons.